Bursaphelenchus okinawaensis is the source of this 950-nucleotide messenger RNA. The record is from the annotation of a GenBank genome assembly. Lineage: Eukaryota; Metazoa; Nematoda; Chromadorea; Rhabditida; Aphelenchoididae.
AUGGUGAAACAAGGAGAUUUGGCUAAGAAGGUGGUGAAAAAGGCUUCAAAAGUUACCUCACCUGUUGAACAUUACAAAUGCAUUCCUUCAAGUUUAAAAACUGCCGAUGGGUAAGUUAAUAUUUAUGAUUUUUUUUCAUUUAGACAGCACUGAUUGCUUGAUAUUUUGAACAAAGGUCGUUUUGAUAGAGAUUUUGGUUUGUCAUUGUAACAGUAAUUGUUUAAUUUUAGUGAAAACCUAAACCUUGAAUUUUACUGGGCCACACAUUUGAACGAAGCUCAAUGCACUUGGAUCUUUGAGUUGUUCGACAAGAACAUGGAGGAAAUGUACAGAAAAUCUGAAUGGGGCUAUGAAGAAAACUCGAAAAAGGCCGAGCUAUUUGCCACAACAUCCAGAUAUAUUAUUGUAAAGUCUGCCGCAGGAAAACACAUUGCUUACAUGCAUUAUCGUUUCGUUAUUGAGGUUGAAGAGCCAGUGUUAUAUGUGUACGAACUUCAAGUUGAUCAAAGCUAUCAGAACAAAGGAGUCGGAUCAUUGUUGUUGAAUAUUGCUCAGCAAGUCGCUUUGAAGUGAGUCUAAGUUUUACUUAAUACGUUAUGUUAGUCAAAAAGCUUUUAAUUUUAUUGUAGUCAACACGAUUUUUGAUGGAAUUUUAGGUUUGCUGCAAUAAUUUUGUUUAUUUUUUGUACUGAAUUUUAUCUGAUCUUAACUAAAAAUAUAUUCUCUCCCCCCCCCCGUUUUUUAAAUUAGUUUUUUUAUAAAUAGCAAGUUUUUGAUGAUAUUAUUUUAGGGCUGGCAUGAAGAAGGUGUUUGCGACUGUCUUCACUUACAACACAAACUCAUUGGCAUUCUUCCGAAAGCACAAAUUUGAAAAUGAUGAAAACUAUCCGGAUGUGGAGAAAGAACACGACUAUUUUAUUUUGAGCAAAAAGUUGGUUGCCUGUGAAUAA